Messenger RNA from Chara braunii, 1005 nucleotides. NCBI's taxonomy places the organism in Eukaryota, Viridiplantae, Streptophyta, Charophyceae, Charales, Characeae. The record is from the annotation of a GenBank genome assembly.
CGGUUGGUGCGAUUCUGGAGGAGGUGCUUCUUCUUUCUGCCGUUGGCGUUUUGCAUCUCUGUGUCUGACGAUGUGGACAGUUCAUGGAAGGAGACGCAUAUGGUUGGCACGGAGUGGGACCAAUACGAUUCAGUGUUCCAGUAUGACUGGGACUUCUCGCAUUUGGAAGAAGCUUUCGACGAGGGAGGAGCUCUUCAUGGGCAAAAGGUGUAUCUGUUCGGCUGCACGGAGCCUCAACUCGUGCAUUAUAAGGACAAGUCUCGAGUCAUUCACAUUCCCGCGGUGGUGGCCGUCACUUCUCCGUUCCCGCCGUCGGAUAAAAUCGGCAUAAAGUCCAUUCAGAUGGAGGAGGAGAUGGUCGUGCCCAUGAAGGAAAUGAAGAUGGGAUGGGCGCCGUACGUGCCGGAGGAGGACGAGUUCAAGCCCAUCGAGCGCGUGAAGACGCAAAUCUUUACCCUCAAGUGCACCCAGAGGAGACCUGCUUUGAAACAGCUGAAGAAGGAGCGGAUCAAGAAGUCCGAGUACUGCUUGCCAUACAUUUAUCAGCCGAUGAAAGAGGAGGAGGUGGAAGUUGACACGGUUGUGUCCAUCCUGUUUGAGGUGGAUGGAGGCGCUGUCCCACCUAUAAUCUGCGACUUCGAUUGGGAGUUCGACGAAAUGGACGAGUUCGUGCAGGACAAGAUCGACGAGGGAGCGUUGGACGACAAGUACAGAAAAGAGUUCGCUAAUUUCGUCCCCAAUGAAGUCGACGCGGCCAAGCGAAAGGCGAAAGAAGCCAAGGAGGCAAGGAAGAAGGCCAUUGAAGACAUGACGCCCGAAAUGAGGGAAUCGAGGGAAUCAUUGGAAAAUAUGAGGUUCUACAAGUUUUACCCUAAGCCAUCUGAAGAUACGCCAAAUGUGGAGAAUUUCAAGGCGUCCUACAUCAACAGGUACUAUGGAAAAGCUCACCAAGUGUUCUAAAAAAAAAAAAAAAAAAAAAAAAAAAAAAAAAACAGAAAAUACUUC